Molecule: messenger RNA, 977 nt
Organism: Zingiber officinale
Lineage: Eukaryota; Viridiplantae; Streptophyta; Magnoliopsida; Zingiberales; Zingiberaceae
Product: CBL-interacting protein kinase 32-like
Exons: 8
Coding region: 249-977 (242 amino acids)
Biological process (GO): protein phosphorylation
Molecular function (GO): protein kinase activity; ATP binding
Source: RefSeq, a predicted model, not a curated record
UUUGCUCGAUCAUUCGCUCCAACAUUAUUGCUUUUUCCCUUGUUGAAUCAGGUGGUACCAACCACAAAGAUCAAGCUUUCUUCUUCUAUUUGACAAGAUCUUACUAGUUUUUGGUCUUUUGUAAGAUCUGCUUCAGCUCUGUGCCAUUUUAUCAGAAUAAAUUGAGUUGUGGAAUUAGGACUUUUUUGAAUUAAGAUCAAGCAUCGACAAACAUAGCAGAAAGCAUAACUCUUAAGGAGAGACAAGGAAUGAAUACAACUAAGAUCAAACGGAGAGUCGGUAAAUAUGAGCUGGGACGCACGAUCAGGGAAGGAACAUUUGCCAAGGUCAAGUUUGCAAGGAAUAUCGAAACUGGAGAACCCAUUGCCAUCAAGAUUCUUGACAAGGAGAAAGUUCUCAAACACAAAUUAGUCGAACAGAUCAAGCGAGAAGUAGCUACUAUGAAGUUAAUAAAGCAUCCUAAUGUUGUUCGCAUCUAUGAGGUGAUGGGAAGCAAAUCUAAGAUUUUCAUUAUACUAGUAUUUGCUACAGGGGGAGAGCUUUUCGACAAAAUAGUAAACCAUGGUCGUAUGAGGGAAGAUGAAGCACGAAGAUAUUUCCAACAACUUAUCAAUGCGGUUGAUUACUGCCAUAGCAGGGGAGUUUACCAUCGCGAUCUGAAACCAGAAAAUUUACUACUCGAUGCUUACGGUAACCUGAAAGUUUCAGACUUCGGAUUAAGUGCGUUAUCACAACAAGUCAAGGAUGAUGGCUUACUUCAUAUCACUUGUGGCACUCCAAAUUAUGUUGCUCCAGAGAUGCGCAACUGUCUUGUCUUCACCAAGUCGCAGGCUGGUGAGCUGGCUGCGGAGGAAAUCUCGUUUCGCAAGCUUAGCUUCAGGCGUUCCUUCGUGCAGCUCAAGGAACUUCUCCCAAAGUUCUUUAACGGAGUCGUAGUUGCUGAUCCGGUUGAUUUCUUAUGGCGGAAGAACAGUUAG